Drechmeria coniospora is the source of this 3699-nucleotide messenger RNA. Its product is annotated as DNA-directed RNA polymerase I 135 kDa polypeptide. Gene Ontology annotation, biological process: DNA-templated transcription. Gene Ontology annotation, molecular function: DNA binding; ribonucleoside binding; DNA-directed RNA polymerase activity. Bases 1 to 3699 code for a protein of 1232 amino acids. The transcript is spliced from 2 exons. NCBI's taxonomy places the organism in Eukaryota, Fungi, Ascomycota, Sordariomycetes, Hypocreales, Ophiocordycipitaceae. Gene Ontology annotation, cellular component: nucleus; RNA polymerase I complex. The record is from RefSeq and is a predicted model, not a curated record.
AUGGCCCCGUCCAUGCCUACGGACCAGCAAUGGGACCAUGAGUAUAAUACUCUCCGUCGCGAAAAGCUAUUUCGAACCCCUCCAUCGGAUCACACGGCGUAUCCCGCCCUCCAAUCAGCCAUUGAUCCUCAUCUAGAGUCGUUCAAUAACAUAUUCGGCGACCAUGGCAAGACCGGCUUGCUAGCCCACGGAUUGGCCGACAUCGGCUCCCGAGUCUUUCUUGAUGGAGAUGGCAAAACCGGACCAGAGCACGGCAAUCGCCUCAGCAUUCGCAUCAAGGAUGUGAACCUUCAAAGGCCUCAGCUCCCGCCCGCCAAUAAGAUGGCACGCCACAGGGAGAUAUUCCCGGCUGAGUGCCGAGAGAGGCACGUCUCGUACAGAGGAAAGCUUUCUGCCACCUUUGAGUAUACCGUCAAUGGCGGAGAUGCCGUCGAGUUUGUUCGAGAACUGGGCCUCGUACCCGUCAUGGUCAAGUCGAACCGAUGCCACCUCCAAAACAACUCGCCGGCUUUGCUCGUUCAGCGCAAGGAGGAAUCGGAAGAGCUUGGCGGGUACUUUGUCGUCAACGGCAUCGAAAAGAUUAUCCGACUGCUGCAGGUGAACAAACGAAAUUUCCCCAUGGCUAUCAACCGGCCGAGCUUUCAGAACCGUGGGGUCGGCUACACGCCCUAUGGCAUCAUCCUUCGAUCUGUCCGACCCGACGAAACGUCACAAACAAACGUCCUGCACUACCUCAACGACGGAAACGUCACCUUUCGCUUCUCGUGGAGGAAAAACGAAUAUCUCAUUCCCGUCGUCAUGAUUCUCAAGGCUCUGAUGGAAACGAACGACCGAGAGAUCUUCGAGGGAUUGAUUGGUCCUUUCGGAUCCAAGUCAACCGAGAACACCUUCCUGACUGAUCGAGUCGAGCUGUUGCUGCGAACGUACAAGACCUAUGGUCUUUAUAGCAGGUUCGAGACGCGGGCCUAUCUGGGAGAAAAGUUCCGAGUCGUCCUUGGCGUUCCCGAGACCAUGUCAGACUACGACGUUGGUACCGAAUUCCUACGGCGAAUCGUCCUCGUUCAUCUCGGCAACGUCGACGUGACGGAAAAGCAGGACGAGGAAAAGUUCCGUCUCCUGCUCUUCAUGACGCGCAAGCUCUACGCAUUGGCUGCCGGCGAGUGUGCCGUCGAUAACCCGGAUGCCAUCCAGAACCAGGAGAUUCUGCUCGGCGGUUUCCUCUACAGCCAGAUUCUCAAGGAAAGGCUCGACGAAUUCCUCAGUGUGGGCGUCCGCGCCUCCUUGAGGGACUAUCUCCGCCGACAUCCAGCCGUUUCAUUCACAUCCGAAGAGUUCCGAAAGGAAUUUCCGGGCAAUAUUUUCAGAAAGGCCAACGAGAACAUCGGCAACGCCCUGGAAUACUUCUUGUCCACCGGAAACAUGCAAAGUCCUUCCGGAUUAGAUUUGCAACAGACGGCCGGCUUCACCGUCGUGGCCGAGAAGCUCAAUUUUUUGCGAUUCAUCAGUCACUUUCGAAUGGUCCAUCGUGGCGCCUUCUUCGCCCAGCUCAAGACGACGGCUGUGCGAAAGCUUCUCCCGGAGUCGUGGGGUUUCAUGUGCCCCGUGCACACCCCUGACGGUUCCCCGUGCGGCCUGCUCAACCACAUGGCUCACAAGUGCAAGAUCAUGACGAGUUCGAUCGACGUGUCCAAGCUUCCGGCGCUCGCGGCGGAGCUAGGCAUUGUGGAAACGUCUUCCGCUUCGACCAGCGAAAGCGUCGUGGUGAUGCUCGACGGUAGGAUCCUCGGUUGGUGUACUCCCAAGGAGUCUCGCCGCAUUGCCGACUGCUUCCGAUACUGGAAGGUCGAGGGAUCGCACGGCGUGCCGCUUCACCUCGAGAUCGGAUAUGUUCCUCCAUCACGCGGCGGCUCGUACCCUGGCAUUUACAUGUGCUCGACCCCGUCCAGGAUGGUACGACCGGUCAAGUAUCUGCCGCAUCAAAAAGAAGACUUUGUCGGACCUUUCGAACAGCCAUACAUGUCGAUAGCGGUGGUUCCGCAGGAGAUCGAGUCUGGUCUGUCGACGCACGUCGAGUUUGAACCGACAAACAUGCUCUCGAUCCUCGCCAACAUGACGCCCUUUUCUGACUUCAACCAGUCCCCCCGUAACAUGUACCAGUGUCAGAUGGGUAAGCAAACGAUGGGAACGCCGGGCACGGCCAUUCGAUACAGAACAGACAACAAGUCGUACAGGAUACAGACUGGUCAGACGCCCAUUGUGCGGGCCCCGCUGCACAACGCGUACGGCUUCGACAACUUCCCCAACGGAAUGAACGCCGUCGUUGCCGUCAUUUCGUAUACUGGGUACGACAUGGACGACGCCAUGAUCAUCAACAAGUCGGCCCAUGAGCGAGGCUUUGGACAUGGCACAAUCUACAAGACGAAAAAGAUUUCGCUCAAAGACGAUUCGAGGACGCGGGGUGCCAAGAGCAUCACGAAGGCGUUCGGCUUUGCGCCUCACAGCUACAUUGCGGCGACAUACCAAGGCAUGCUCGACGACGACGGCCUGCCGCACGUUGGUCGUUUGGUCCAAGAGGGCGACGUCGUCUGCGCCUGGCACACCGUCACGGCGGACUACAACGGAAAGCUGGUCAACCUCGACGGCAUCACGCACUACGAAAAGUACAAGGACUCGGAGACGGCCUUUGUGGAGGAGGUGCGCCUGAUCGGGGCAGAGAGCGGGUCGGAGCCUCUGCAGACCGUCUCGAUCAAAUUCCGCGUCCCGCGCUCGCCUGUCAUCGGUGACAAGUUCUCGUCCCGUCACGGCCAGAAAGGUGUGGCGUCGCAGAAGUGGCCCGCCAUCGACAUGCCCUUCUCCGAGUCCGGGAUCCAGCCGGACGUCAUCAUCAACCCUCAUGCCUUCCCAUCCCGAAUGACGAUUGGCAUGUUUGUCGAGUCGCUUGCUGGAAAGGCCGGGGCGCUGCAUGGCCUCGCGCAGGACUCGACGCCCUUCAAGUUUGACGAGCAGAACACGGCCGGUGACUACUUUGGACACCAGCUGAUGAAGGCCGGGUACAAUUACCACGGCAACGAGCCGAUGUAUUCGGGCAUCACGGGCGAGGAGCUCGCGGCUGACAUUUACAUCGGCGUCGUCUACUACCAGCGGCUGCGACAUAUGGUCAACGAUAAAUACCAGGUCCGAACGACGGGUCCUGUCGUGCCGACGACGGGUCAGCCAAUCAAGGGCAGGAAGAAGGGCGGUGGCAUUCGCGUGGGUGAAAUGGAACGCGACGCGCUGCUCGCUCACGGGACUGCGUUCCUGUUGCAGGACAGACUGCUCAACUGCUCCGACUACUCCAAGUCGUGGAUAUGCCGGCGGUGCGGCUCGUUCCUGUCGGUGCAGCCGACGGUGUCGCAGUUCGCAACGGGAAAGAAGAAGACGCCAAGCAUGGUGCGCUGCCGCGGCUGCGCCAUCAAGCUCGACGAGACGGAGGGCGUGGACCUGACGGAGAUUCAGGGUGAGAUUUGGGAAGACGCCCAGGGCAACUGCUGGGUCGGGGGCGACCAGACAACGCAGGUGGUAGUGCCGGGCGCGCUCAAGUUCCUCGACGUCGAGCUCGCGGCCAUGGGAAUCAAGCUGAAGUACCGGAUAGACCGUGGUGAUGAGCCUCGCAAGGGGCCGAUGCGGCCGAUGGCGGCGCCGAGGCUGAUCAAGGCGUGA